Molecule: messenger RNA, 2807 nt
Organism: Laetiporus sulphureus 93-53
Lineage: Eukaryota; Fungi; Basidiomycota; Agaricomycetes; Polyporales; Laetiporaceae
Exons: 13
Coding region: 212-2704 (830 amino acids)
Biological process (GO): intracellular protein transport; vesicle fusion with Golgi apparatus; transcytosis
Cellular component (GO): ER to Golgi transport vesicle membrane; Golgi membrane; Golgi stack
Source: RefSeq, a predicted model, not a curated record
GUCGUCGUACAUGUCCACUACUGCGAACACGGUUCAGAUCCACUUGGUCUCUACAGCUAUAGAUUCACGAAGGACUGGCUGAAAUAAGCUUUGCAUUCUGCUCGGUCUGCAGCCGUAUACGAGGAACUUCGGUGUCCAGCCGCGGCCCGAAGGCAACUAGAUAUUUCGUGAACGUACUACUGGAGUUUGUGCUAGUCUCUGACGGAUGUCCAUGGAAUUCCUCUCGCAAACGUACAUCGCCCUUCGUGGGCCUACUGGCGCCCCACAAUCUCCUGCGGAUACCAUCGCUCGGCUAUCCGACCGGCUAUCACCUUCCACCCUCCUUGCAGAUCGUCGUGCUGCUGUUCUCUCUCUUAAAGGUCUCUCUCGCGACCACAAAGCAGACGUAGGCGAGCGCGCGCUCCAGGGAUUGCUCGACGUACUCCAGAACGAUGCCGAGAUCGACGCUGAUAUUGGCAAAGCCGUGCUCGAGACCCUGAAUAUCUUGUGCGAGGUAGACGACAACGCAAGUGCACAGGCCCGUGAACUUGGCUUCAAGCACACUGAUCAGGUCCUUGCGGACGAGAAAGUCGCUCAUAAACUCUUCGCUCUGCUCGCAGACACAUCGUUCUAUCUCCGCCUUGCUGCUCUGCAAUUUUUGGCGACGCUCCUGCAGAACCGUCGGCAGGUUGUACAAGCCUACUUCUUGAAGGCGCCAGUGGGUCCUACCAGCUUCGUUGCCGUGUUGGAAGAGAAGAGAGAAAUCAUUCGACAUCAGGCGCUGUUCGCGGUGCAAUCACUUAUCUCUCAUAGCCCUGAGAUACAGAAGAUCCUCGCGUUUGAGGGCGCGUUCGAACGCCUAUUCGAUAUAAUUGCAACUGAAAACGGUGUGGAGGGUGGAAGCAUCGUACAUGAUGCGCUCUCCUGUAUCGAUGGUCUGUUGAGGUUCAACCAGUCGAAUCAGAGCUAUCUUCGUAAUACGCCUAUGCCUACACUUCUACUCUCCGUGCUUGGCUUCCCUCCCACACUCCCUUUGGACGUGCCACCCCCUCAAGGGUUCGCAUUGCAGCUAUGGGACGUUAGUCAAAAGCGGGCCAAUACCGCACUCGUCGUUGAUAUUAUGGGUAUAUUGACACAAAGCAGCCAGAGUAGUCAUACGCAGGACCCUCUGACAUUCGCGUUCAAUCGGUGCCUACUGGAGAUCGGACUUGCCUCAAACUUUCCAACAACCAUCAAGUCUCAGGCACUCCGCCUUCUACCGACGAACUUCUCCGGCUUUCCACUGGCGACUCUGUCCAUCACGCCCUACAUGCCCGUACCGGAGACAAAUGGCGAGGAGUGGGACCGCCUUGAACCUGCUUCUGCACUGGAUGCGGUAGUAGAACUCGUUCUGCAUGGGGAGUAUAAUGGUGUACUCGAGGGUGAACGCCGUUCGAAAGAGGGCAUGGAGCUGAGAUCGGCUGCUCUUGCGGUAUUCCAGAAUUUUGUGCAGACGGAAGAGAUUGCGGAGGCAAUCGUUCAAUCCAUGGUUUCUCCGCCAGAACACACGCCUGUCACGCCGUUGCUGUAUGCGCUCACUAUGCCACACAAUGCGCCAUUGAAUAUCACCGCUGUCACAUCAACCCACUUUGCUACCUUGCUCUUCGCUCAUCUGCUUCGAGCCUCAUCACAUUGCAAGACUCUCGCGCGCUCGAUCGUUCCUCAUGUCGCCGGGUCCACUGCGCAAAAUCAGGGUAGUUUCUUCGUACCUGCAGACGGCGGCCCUCCUCCUGCACCGCCCGAAGAGGAACCUGAGGCAGAGGAACCGCAGACACUCUUGCAGAUCCUCAGUGAGCAUCUGUCUCUGGCAUUCCUCGCACGGGGCAGAGCCGAUACUCCUAACCGGGAAGCAAGGGAGUGGGAUCGGUUGCUAGUAGGCUACUUGACGUUGCUGGCUCAGUGGUUGUGGGAGGAUCCAGCUGCGGUACGGGAGUUCUUGGAGGCUGGGGCACUGGGAGUGCUGGUCGACCCAAUCAACCAAACAGCAGAUACCGAUGCUGUCAUCCCAGGAUUGUGUGUAUUCUUGCUGGGCGUAUGCUAUGAAUUCAAUCGAGAACCGGGCGAGAUUACAAGAGCUACUAUAUACCCGAUCUUGACGCGGCUAGGGAUCGACAUGCUUGCUAACCGCAUCACGCACCUCCGGGACGACGACCGAUUCAAGGCGGUUGGUCCCGAUACUCUCGUAAUCCCUACUCCUCCCAAUACCGUAGUGCGGCCUCCGGGCGGGACGAAGACGGACGUCGAGGAAGGAGAAAUAUGGUUUGACUGGGCCUUCGUUGACUUCUGGAAGUCGAACUAUUAUACCGUGCAAAGAGGUAUUUCGGCAGAUCCCAACGCGCUGUCUUCAUCGCCUGGUCAAGGCGAAACGGCUAUGUUAGUAGCAUCGCUCAAGGACGUCAUUCGCACGCAAGCAGCAGAGAUCGAUGCACUUCGUGCGCAGGUCCAGGCACUGACGGCAAAACAAGCUCCAGACGACCGUGAACAGCUCCAGACACAAAUCGCCUCGCUAACGACAGAAUUACAAGAAGCAAAACAGAAACGGCAGGAGGUGGAAAAAGAACAGGAAGAUCUGCUUGUAUUGCUCGACGAACUGAACAGCAAGCGACGCAGAGACAAAGGUCGGAUGCGUGAAGCGGGGCUGGACGUGUCGGAAGACGAAGCUGAGGAAGAAGAUGAAGAGCAGUGAGGAAAUGCUGUAUUUGCCCACCUUUCAUGUGUGAUGUAUGUGUCUGCAUCGUGUCUUGAUACUUAUUUUGAGGAGGAAGCCGAUAUUGCAUUUGCAAGGCCUU